CACACCAUCUCCACCAUCCUCCGCAACCACGCAAACAGCUCCGAAGGCUGCAGCCAUGUCCAAUGGCGGAACCCUUGCCCUGGAUAUCGUCAUCGACAUACUCUCUCGACUACCCGUCAAAUCCCUUUGCCGAUUCAAGUCUGUUUCUCCCUCAUGGAAUUCCCUAAUCUCCGACCCCUAUUUCGCAAAAGCCCACCUCAAUCGAGCCAAGACCCAAAACCCCAAAAAUCUUGAUCAGAAACUCAUUAUCAUUUCCACCCAUCACAAUCUCUAUUCGGUAGAUUUCGCGGACGUAAACCCGACGAUCAAAACACUGGCUGAUUUUUCUUCGGUCAGAAUUAGGGUUCUGAGUUCCUGCGAUGGUUUGCUUCUAGUUUCCCUUGUGGAUAAUUCCAACUUCUUGUGGAAUCCAUCCACUAGAGAGUAUAAGGUACUGGCCACAUGUCCUUCUGCACUCGGUCCAGUUCGUGGUGUCUUCCGUGAUGUUUAUGGCGUUGGUUACGAUUCAUCUACUGAUGAUUACAAGGUUUUGAAAAUUGUUUACAAUGAAACUGAAACUUAUUCUCCUACCGAGCGUGGUAUUACCAUUGGGGCUAUUUAUUCACUGAAAACUAAUGCUUGGAGGAAAAUUCAAGAUACCAUCGAUUAUGUCCCUUGUUGGACAACCUCUUGUGGGUUUUUCUUUAGUGGGUGUCUUCAUUUCCUUUGUUGGAAAAGGACUGGUUCCUUUGUGAUUGUUGCUUUCAAUUUGUCGGAUGAGAUUUUCAGGGAAGUGCUGCUGCCUGCUUCGUUUUGCGGAUUGGAGAUAUUGGAUUAUCGUGUGGCAGUUGUCGGGGGUUGUCUCUGUUUGGCUGAUCUGGGGGAGAGUUAUGUAAUUGAGACUACUGGUGGUUGGAUGAUGAAGGAGUAUGGGGUAAGAGAGUCUUGGACCAAAUUUCCGAUUGAUGUGCCUAAGAGGUAUGCAGUGGAAUUGUUGUGUUUGCCAAGGGAAGAUGAAUAUUUGUUGAAAACAAGGAAAAAGAUACAUGAUAGAUCGUAUGGAGAUAAACUGGUUGUGUACAAUUUUAAAAAUGGAACAUUGGGCGACGUGGUGGUUCAUGGCUCUCCCACUGGAUUUACGUUUGGAAGCACCUAUGUCGAGAGCCUAGUCUCUCCUUAUUAUAGAGGAGAGAUUGGGAGGCAAUGAAUGAGAAGCUUCUUCAGGAACUCGUUCCGAAGGCGGCAGUCAUGUCCAACGACGAGAUCCUUCCCCAAGAGAUCCUCACCGACAUACUCUCUCGACUACCCGUCAAAUCCCUUUUCCGAUUCAAGUCUGUUUCUCCCUCCUGGAAUUCCCUAAUCUCCGGCUCCGAAUUUGUCAAAACCCACCUCAAUCGAACCAAGAAGACCAACUAUGCCGAG
Rhododendron vialii is the source of this 1401-nucleotide messenger RNA. RefSeq names its product F-box/kelch-repeat protein At3g06240-like. Lineage: Eukaryota; Viridiplantae; Streptophyta; Magnoliopsida; Ericales; Ericaceae. The coding region runs from base 56 to 1186 and encodes 376 amino acids. The record is from RefSeq and is a predicted model, not a curated record. The transcript is spliced from 2 exons. Gene Ontology annotation, molecular function: protein binding.